Prunus armeniaca (apricot) is the source of this 603-nucleotide messenger RNA. The record is from the annotation of a GenBank genome assembly. NCBI's taxonomy places the organism in Eukaryota, Viridiplantae, Streptophyta, Magnoliopsida, Rosales, Rosaceae.
AUGACUACUGUUGUUGAUAGUAUGGCUCUUGCUGGCAAACUCGUGGAUGAUGAUGAUGAUCUUAUUAACCUCAUUCUCAAUAGUCUCAGACACGCGUACGAGAGCGCUGUCAACUCUAUUCAGUCUCGUGACCCUCCUAUAGCCUUAGAUGAUGUUAUUACCUUUUUAUUGACUGCUGAGACUCGUAUGGCUGAUUACACCUCUUCCAUGACAUCUAAUUCUACCACACAAGUGUUUUAUGCUAAUCGUGGCCAUGGCUUUUCCAACCGUAGGUUCUCCUUUUCAUGUGGUGGUCAUCGUGGAGGAUUCUCUGGCUCUUGUUGUGGCUUUUCUGGCCCUGGUUCUUCUCUUGGUCAGGGCAUCCUUCCUCUUCCUCCCAAGCUACAUCUUCCGUGCCUGUUGCUGCUAGUCGUUGUGGUUUCUCCUCUCCGUCUUAUGGUUCAUCUCCUGGUUUUCAUGAUCGUUGUUAUAACUGUGGUGAAUGUGGUCAUAUGGCUCGUUAUUGCGCUAGCCCUCAUGUUGCUCCCCAAGCCAUGGUUGCCUCUCAUACUCCCGCUCAGUCAUCUACUUGGAUUACUGAUAGUGGUGUCUUCACUCCCAUAA